AUGAAAAACAAGGUCUAUAUAUUAUUGGACGAUAAAUUAUUUAAAUUAAAAGAGCUAUAUUUUUGUGUCAUAUGCUCAAAAAUUAAAAAUGAGUUUAAUCUGAGAAAUGAAAUUGAGUAUUACUAUUGUAACAGUUGUACACAAAUAUACACAAAAAGUGAAUCAGCAGUUUAUUCUUAUGAGUGUUUACGAUGUUUUAAAUGUCCCUUUUGCUUUAGUUGCCUAACAAUAUCCCAAAACCUUUUUGACAAUUCAAUUAAGAGCAUACUUAAUAUUGAGCACGCAAAAGGUAGUAAUUAUGCAGAUCAAAAGGAUGAGAGAAGUGAAUUAAAUAAUGUGAAUGCCCUAAAUUAUGUGAAAGAUGAGAACUACACGAAUGAUACAUGUAGUGUAAAUUCUCCCCCAUUAGAUAUGUGCACCUACGGUUAUACAAUAAAGGAUAAUGCCAAAAAAAUUGUUUGUAAAGAAAGUAACACAUUAAAUGACGACUCCUCACAUGACAAAAACAGUAAUGUAUUAGAAGAAGAAAGAAUAAUGAAUAGUAGCUUCCCUAAAUUUUUUGAAAAAGGAAAAAAUAUUUUUUAUUUUAAGUGUCCAUACUGUUUAUGGUCAUCUAUUAACACUCUCUAUAACACCAAACUAGACGAAUUAAUUGGAGAUAUGAUACUCAUUGAAAAAAAUUGCAUAUUUAAAUGUUUCUUUAGAAAUAUAUUAAAUGAAUUAAUAAAAAGUAAUGAGGAACUGAAGGAAAAAAAAGUUCUUAAAAAAACAGCUCUAAAUAUAACCAUGCAUAAGAUAGAAAAUAUGAGCUCGUUCAAUGAGGUACAUUAUUACAAAAAAUCAAAUGAAUCUAUAAAUAAUAAAGAAAAAAUAGGGGAAUUCUUAGGUAGAAGGGAAGAAGAAAAUUCCUCAUUAAUAUGUAAAUCAAAUAUAAAGAUAGACAAAAUAACUUUAAAGGAUAUUUUAAAUGCUGAGCAUAUUAAAGAUUAUGAAAAAUAUCGUGAUAUUUUUGAGUUAGAAAAUGAAUACGUAAAAUAUUUAGAUCCGAUAGCUUAUCGUAGUCAGGCGGGUUUAGAUGAAAACAAAGAAACAUGGGGUGGGAAUACCACUCAAAAUAUAGAUCAUAUAAAUGGGAGAGACAAAAAUGAUAAUCUAAAUAGGGCUUUCAAAAAAAAUGAUGAAAUUGAAGCUGUUGAAAAGGACGAAACAAAUAGAAUAAGUAAAGAAGUCAAAGCAAAUAAAAUGCAAGAAGAGGAUGAAAUAAACAAAACGUGCAAAGAAAACGAGGUAAACGAAACAUGCAAAGGUGAUCACAAAAUGGGCAAGUCAAAAAACAGAGAUAUUAGCAAUUUAAUUAUUCACAUAAAGAAUUAUCUAUCUACUGAACAUAUGCACGACUACCCGUAUAAUUUUUAUAAGGGCAUUAGUGCAUUAAAACCUUUGAGAACAAAAUUAUUAAGCAAAAAUUCAAAGAGAUGUUCUACUUGUAAACAGUACAUACUGAAGCUUCAUAAUUCUAAUUUAUCUUCAUCAUUUCGAUUAAAUAAUAAUGCUAUGAAAUUUUUACCCAGAAUUUAUAUUAAUGAUUUUAGAAUAAUAAAAAAAGAACAUGGUGUGCUGAAUUUUAUUUUGAUAAAUCCUCUGGGCGUAGAAAUGAAUAUAAAAAUAAUACCAAAAGUGGAAUAUAACUUUCUAAAAAAAUUAGACACAAAUAAAAUACCUAAAAACUGUACAUCCAAAUCGAACUCGUUCGAAUUUGUAUUGGACACCUAUGAUGAAGUGAUAGAUGACUUACUAAAAAAUGAAAACACAGCUAUUAAAACUGUUAUAAGAAGCGAAUAUAUGAUUAUAAAGAAACAGAAUAAUAUGGCCUUAAUAAUCAUUAGUUUUAAUUAUACUGAUAACCAUGUUUUAGGUAAGGAAUAUUAUAAGGAAGAAAAGGAACCCAGCAAGAUAAAUGUGCAGAAUGAUGGUAAUAGUUGUAAUAACAACUGUAGUAGUAAAAAUAUUUUUACGUGUAAUGAUUUAAGUAGUAAUAAUAAUAAUGAUAAUGACGCAAUAAUGGAUCAAAAAACAAAAUUAAAUUUCCCAUUAACUGUCGAGUGUUCCUUUUCAGAUAAGUCAAAAAAAGUGCAUAAACUGCAGUUGAAUCUCGUUUUUACAAAUAACAUUAGCACCAAAAAGUUUCAUCAUUAUUCUCUUAAUGACUGA
Plasmodium malariae is the source of this 2211-nucleotide messenger RNA. Its product is annotated as dynactin subunit 4, putative. The record is from RefSeq and is a predicted model, not a curated record. NCBI's taxonomy places the organism in Eukaryota, Apicomplexa, Aconoidasida, Haemosporida, Plasmodiidae. The transcript has a single exon. The coding region runs from base 1 to 2211 and encodes 736 amino acids. Gene Ontology annotation, cellular component: dynactin complex.